Molecule: messenger RNA, 16449 nt
Organism: Myotis davidii
Lineage: Eukaryota; Metazoa; Chordata; Mammalia; Chiroptera; Vespertilionidae
Gene: KMT2C
Product: lysine (K)-specific methyltransferase 2C
Exons: 63
Coding region: 1276-16008 (4910 amino acids)
Biological process (GO): positive regulation of transcription by RNA polymerase II
Cellular component (GO): MLL3/4 complex; nucleus
Molecular function (GO): histone binding; histone H3K4 methyltransferase activity; transcription coactivator activity
Source: RefSeq, a predicted model, not a curated record
AGUUUGGGAAACGCAGGCCGGCGGUGCCGAGCACGUCUGCUCUCGGGACGCCGGUGAAGCGCCGCCGAACUUCCGUGCAAGUGCUAGGGUCGGGGACAGCCCUCGUGGGCUUUCGUGCGCGCACCGGCACUGCUCACUCCAUUGCUCGCGGUGGCUGUGCGGCCACUUUGCCUGGAAAUUAAGACGCCCGUUUUGGUGCCAGGGAGUCGCGCAGCCCUGGUGACUCCUGCGGGUGCCCUGGAAGGUCUGUGACGGUCCCGAAGUUGCAGAACGAUGUGCGUCGCUUACUCGUGUCAUUGCACGAUGGCUUACCCAACUGUUGGCAGUGGAAGGGUGCACGGGAUGGAGGACAGCUGCGCAUUUAUGGACACCCUUAUUUUGGUGGUGGUUCCGGCGAAUUCAUUUAGUAAUGUUGUUGCGUUUGCUGAUACAUAGUUAAAACCGUAGGGUUAAGUGAGGCAGAGCAGAGCUGGGUAUGGGAAGCUCAGGAAGCUUUUGGCUGGAGUGCUUUUCCCCCUCUGCUUUCCUUUGACUAUGAAAACGGCUUAGGGCCUUCAUCUUGCCUCCAUAUUUUAAUUGCCAGCUCUUACCGAGCUGUGGCAGAUCGUCUGGGAACCAAGUACAAGAUGUACAUAUUAUUGCAUUAGCUUCUUUGUGAUACAAAGUUAAGGUUUGGUAUGCCAUUUGCAUUGUAAUGUCUGGUGUAAAAUCCUAUUAUUAUUCCUGUAUUAAUUGAAAUUUGGAGAAGGAAGAGAGUUUUGAAUAACGUUAAACUUUUUUUAUACUUUUUGUAUCUUUUAGAGCAACACAUAUCAAGUCAUAUUAGGGUUUUAAUUUGAUUGUUUCCCAUUUUGUUAUUUGGAAAGCACUUCUUUCAGAACAUUAAUUUGGGAUUAUAUGUUUUAUAUUUGUUUUUCGGUUCUUACUCUAGAAAGAGUACACCUAUCUGUUGUCAAGCCCCUCUCCCUUACACAUGGCAAGUGUGUGCGGCCACACGCACUUCCCCUGAGAUGGAAAUGAGCUCGCUUUUAGUGCAACUUCCAGUGCACCAGAAGGAAGGCUGAUUUGGGAGCAUGUACGUAAUAUGCUGGGAUGUGGACAAUCAACUUGGAGGAAGAUUCACUGGGGCCACAAGGGGUCUGCAAAGAUUUGGAGGAAGCAGUACUUGAAUUGGACCUUGAAGGGUCAAUAGGAUUUAGCCUAGUAGAGUGAGAAGAAAGUGAGUGUUGGAGGCCUCGAAGUAGAGGAAAAACUACAGUGGAAGAUGAAGACAGCAUGGAUGGUCUGGAGACAGCAGAAACAGAAAAUAUUGUGGAAACAGCAGAAAUCAAAGAACAGUCUGCAGAGGAGGAUGCGGAGGUGGAGGCGGAUGGCAGCAAGCGGCUGGCCCCGGCCCUGCAGCGCUCGGUGUCUGAAGAGUCGGCGAGCUCCCUGGUCUCAGUUGGUGUAGAAGCCAAAAUCAGUGAACAGCUCUGUGCUUUUUGUUACUGUGGUGAAAAAAGUUCCUUAGGACAAGGAGACUUAAGACAAUUUAGAGUAACACCUGGAUUUAUCUUGCCGUGGAAAAACCAACCUUCUAGCAAGAAGGACAUUGAUGACAACAGCAAUGGGACCUGUGAGAAAAUUCAAAACUCAGCACCGCGAAAACAUAGAGGACAGAGAAAGUAUAAAAAAGAACGGUCUCCUCAGCAGAAUACAGUGUCGUGUGUGAGUGUGAGCACUCAGACUGCUUCUGAUGACCAGGUUACUCAGUUAUGGGAUGAGCUCAGUCUUGUCGGUCUUCCCGAUGCCAUUGAUGUCCAAGCCUUAUUUGAUCCUACAGGCACUUGUUGGGCUCAUCACCGCUGUGUGGAGUGGUCACUGGGAGUGUGCCAGAUGGAAGAACCGUUAUCAGUGAAUGUGGACAAAGCUGUUGUCUCAGGGAGCACAGAGCGAUGUGCAUUUUGUAAGCACCUUGGAGCCACUAUCAAAUGCUGUGAAGAGAAAUGUACACAGACAUACCAUUACCCUUGUGCUGUGGGGGCCGGCACCUUCCAGGACGUCAGCCACUUCUUCCUUCUUUGUCCAGAGCACAUCGACCAAGCUCCUGAAAGAUCAAAGGAAGAUGCAAACUGUGCAGUGUGCGACAGCCCGGGAGACCUGUUAGAUCAGUUCUUUUGUACUACUUGUGGUCAGCACUAUCAUGGAAUGUGCCUGGAUAUAGCGGUUACUCCAUUAAAACGUGCAGGUUGGCAAUGUCCUGAGUGCAAAGUGUGCCAGAACUGCAAACAAUCGGGAGAAGAUAGCAAGAUGCUAGUGUGUGAUACGUGUGACAAAGGGUAUCAUACUUUUUGUCUUCAACCAGUUAUGAAAUCAGUACCAACCAAUGGCUGGAAAUGCAAAAAUUGCAGAAUAUGUGUAGAGUGUGGCACACGGUCUAGCUCUCAGUGGCACCACAAUUGCCUGGUGUGUGACAGUUGUUACCAGCAGCAGGACAACUUGUGUCCUUUCUGCGGGAAGUGCUACAACCCAGAACUGCAGAAAGACAUGCUUCACUGUAAUAUGUGCAAAAGGUGGAUUCACUUAGAAUGUGACAAACCAACGGAUCAGGAACUGGACUCUCAGUUCAGAGAAGAGUAUAUCUGCACAUACUGCAAACACUUAGCAGCAGCCGAGAUGGAUGCGCUGCAGCCAGGUGAUGGUGUGGAGAUGGCCGACAUCACUGCAGAUUAUAACAAUGAAAUGGAAGUGGAAGGCUCUGAAGACCCUGUGGUGUUUCUCGAGCAAGCAGUGCCUAAAGACGCCCGCAGCCAAGAGUCUACACCUGGAAUUGUUCCAGAUGUUCUGAUCCGUGCUGGAGAACAGCAAGAGAGCAAUCUGCCAGAAGGUCUGGACACACAGGGGCUUCUCACUUCUGAAUCAUCUCAAGAUAAAAUGCAUCCUGAAUUGGAAAAUCGGAUUUCUCAUGCAGUUGAUAAUGAAAAAGUGGAAAUGUCUUCUAAAGUGAUACAUACUUGUGAUGAAAAUCAAAAUGAAAACAAAAUGGAUGUGACGGGAAACGUCAACAUCCUGGCACACCCGGCCACUGCACAAGAGGAGGUGCAGUUGUCAGAGGAACUUCAAGUGGUGGCAUCCACUGAGGAGUCCAGGCCUCCAAAUUCAAUCAUGGACUCCGUCACCAUUCCACCAGAAACCUUGGUGCCCCCCUGUGAGGAAAGUACUGUAUGCCCUAUGGAACGCUUAGCUGUAGAAAGGGUACAAGAAGAAAUGGAAAAGAAAGUUAGUUCUGAAUCUUCCACUGCCUUCAUGGACUUUGAAACGACUCCUGCAGUUGAGAGUUGUGUGAAGGAUGGUUUAUGCCAAGACAAAUCUAUGAAAUUACCGCCUGAGGCGGAGUUAUCAUUUCCUUCGGCAGUGGACAUACGCAAGGCCCAUGCGUCUUCCUCUCCACCUCCUUCCUCGGACUUGCCUUCUCACGACAUGCUGCACAGCUACCCUUCAGCGCUCAGUGCUUCUGUUGGGAACAUCCUGCCCACCACUUACUUUUCUGUCACUCCAAAAAUUGGCAUGGGUAAACCAGCUAUUACCAAGAGGAAGUUUUCUCCCGGCAGACCCCGUUCUAAACAGGGGGCUUGGAGUACCCAUAAUACAGUGAGCCCACCUUCCUGGUCCCCAGACAUUUCAGAAGGUCGGGAAAUUUUUAAACCCAGGCAGCUUCCUGGCAGUGCCAUUUGGAGCAUCAAAGUGGGCCGUGGGUCGGGGUUUCCAGGAAAGCGGAGACCUCGAGGUGCCGGACUGUCCGGCCGUGGCGGCAGAGGCAGGUCCAAAUUGAAAAGUGGAAUGGGGACAGUUGUGCUACCCGGGGUGUCUGCUGCUGAUAUUUCAUCGAAUAAGGAUGAAGAAGAAAACUCCAUGCACAAUACGGUUGUGCUGUUUUCUAGUAGUGACAAGUUCACUUUGCAUCAGGAUAUGUGCGUAGUUUGUGGCAGUUUUGGCCAAGGAGCAGAGGGAAGAUUACUGGCCUGUUCUCAGUGUGGGCAGUGUUACCAUCCAUACUGUGUCAGUAUUAAGAUCACUAAAGUGGUUCUCAGCAAAGGUUGGCGGUGCCUCGAGUGCACUGUGUGUGAGGCCUGCGGGAAGGCCACGGACCCGGGGAGACUCCUGCUGUGCGAUGACUGUGACAUCAGUUACCACACCUACUGCUUGGACCCUCCCUUGCAGACGGUUCCCAAAGGAGGCUGGAAGUGCAAAUGGUGUGUUUGGUGCAGACACUGUGGAGCCACGUCUGCAGGUCUGAGGUGUGAGUGGCAGAACAAUUACACGCAGUGUGCCCCCUGUGCAAGCCUGUCUUCCUGCCCCAUCUGCUACCGAAACUACCGGGAGGAAGACCUCAUUCUGCAGUGCAGACAAUGUGAUAGGUGGAUGCAUGCAAUUUGUCAAAACUUAAAUACUGAAGAGGAAGUGGAAAAUGUGGCGGACACUGGUUUUGACUGUAGCAUGUGCAGACCCUAUAUGCUGACAUCAAAUGUGCCUUCCUCAGAAUGCUGUGACUCCUCACUUGUAGCACAGAUUGUCACGAAAGUGAAGGAGCUAGAUCCACCCAAGACCUACACCCAGGAUGGUGUGUGCUUGACUGAAUCAGGGUUGACUCAGUUGCAGAGUCUCAUAGCUACAGCUCCAAGAAGAAAGCGGUCAAAACCAAAGUUGAAAUUGAAGAUUAUAAAUCAGAACAGUGUGGCCGUCCUGCAGACCCCUCCAGACAUCCAGUCUGAGCAUUCACGGGAUGGAGAAAUGGAUGAUAGUCGAGAAGGAGAACUUAUGGACUGUGAUGGAAAGUCAGAAUCUAGUCCUGAACGGGAAGCUGUGGAUGGUGAAGCCAAGGGUGUGGAAGGAACAGAGGGUGUCAGAAAGAGGAAGCGGAAACCAUACAGACCAGGUAUCGGUGGAUUUAUGGUACGGCAAAGAAGUCGGACCGGGCAAGGAAAAGCCAAAAGAUCUGUGAUCAGGAAAGAUUCCUCGGGCUCUAUUUCUGAGCAGUUACCUAGCAGAGAUGAAGGUUGGAGUGAGCAGUUACCAGAUACUCUUGUUGAUGAAUCUGUUUCUGUUACUGAAAACACUGAAAAAAUAAAGAAGAGGUACCGGAAAAGGAAAAACAAGCUUGAGGAAACUUUCCCUGUCUAUUUACAAGAAGCUUUCUUUGGAAAAGAUCUUCUAGAUACAAGCAGACAAAACAAGCUAAAUUUAGAUAUUCUAUCAGAAGACACAGCUCAGCUUUCAUAUAAAGCAAACGUGAACACACAUUUCCUGGAUCCUUCCUUAGACCCACUACUUAGUUCAUCCUCAACUCCAGCAAAACCUGGAACUCAUGGUACUGCUGAUGACACCUUAGCUGAUAUAUCCGAAGUCCUAAACACAGAGGAUGACAUUCUUGGAAUAAUUUCAGAUGAUCUUGCAAAAUCAGUUGAUCAUUCAGGUCUUGAUUUAUGCACUUUCCAGGUUGACAACUCACCUUUUCCAUUUGCCGGAAUAGAUAUUGGCCCUGUCGCCGAUGACCCUUCCUCUGUGUCUCAGCCAAGUGUCAGUCAGAGUUCACGACCUUUAAGUGAGGAGCAGCUGGAUGGAAUCCUUAGUCCUGAACUAGACAAAAUGGUCACAGAUGGUAAAAUAUUUGCCCUACAGCUAGGCUUUCUAAAAGACAUGAGAGCGAUUCUUGGAAAGUUAUAUAAAAUUCCAGAGCUUGGAGGAAAGGAUGUUGAAGACUUAUUUACUGCUGUGCUCAGUCCUGUGACUCCUCAGCCAGCUCCAUUACCACAGCCUCCCCCUCCCCCUGCACCACAGCUGAUACCCCUACACAAUCAGGAUGUUUUUUCACGGAUGCCACUCAUGAACGGCCUUAUUGGGCCCAGUCCUCAUCUCCCACACACCUCUUUGCCUCCUGGAAGUGCACUGGGAACUUUCUCUGCCAUAGCACAAUCCCCUUACACUGAUGCCAGGGAUAAGAAUCCAGCAUUUAAUCCAAUGGCCAGUGACCCUCACAGCUCUUGGACCUCCUCGGCUCCCCCUGUGGAAGGGGAGGGCGAUACGAUGUCCAAUGCUCAGAGAAGCACACUUAAGUGGGAGAAGGAGGAGGCCCUGGGGGAGAUGGCCACUGUUGCGCCAGUUCUCUACACAAACAUUAACUUCCCCAACCUGAAGGACGAGUUCCCUGACUGGACUACUAGAGUGAAACAGAUUGCUAAGCUGUGGAGAAAAGCAAGCUCCCAGGAAAGAGCACCAUACGUGCAAAAAGCUAGAGACAACCGAGCUGCAUUGCGCAUCAAUAAAGUGCAGAUGUCAAAUGAUUCCCUGAAGAGGCAGCAGCAGCCGGACAGCAGCGACCCCAGCUCUCGGCUUGACUCGGAUCUCUUUAAAGAUCCGUUAAAGCAAAGAGAAUCGGAACAUGAACAGGAAUGGAAAUUUAGACAGCAAAUGCGCCAGAAGAGUAAGCAGCAGGCGAAGAUUGAGGCUACCCAGAAGCUGGAGCAGGUGAAAAGCGAGCAGCAGCAGCAGCAGCAGCAGCAGCAGCAGUUUGGCUCACAGCCUCUGCUGGCAUUGUCGCGCUCGGACACACCCAGCAGUGGGAUACAGAGCCCCCUGGCUGCCCAGCCUGGCCCUGGAAACAUGUCUCCUGCACAGUCAUUCCAUAAAGACCUGUUUACAAAGCAGCUCCCCAGCACCCCAACUUCCUCAUCUGCAGACGAUGUGUUUGUAAAGCCACAGGCUCCUCCUCCUCCUCCCACUCCCUCCCGGGUUCCCCUCCAGGAGAGCCCUUCACAGCCUCAGACUUCUCAGCCGCCUUCCCCUCAGGUGUUCUCACCUGGAUCUUCUAACUCCCGACCACCAUCUCCAGUGGAUCCUUAUGCGAAAAUGGUUGGUACCCCAAGACCACCUCCUGGGGGCCACAGCUUUUCCAGAAGGAAUUCUGCACUGGUGGAAAGCUGUGUAUCUUUGUCGUCAGCACCGAGGCCCCCUCAAAUGGGUGAGGGCACAGCAAACAGGCCAUCUCCCAUCCGAGAUUUUUGCUCUUCCUCCUCGACAAGUAAUGACCCCUAUGCAAAGCCUCCAGACACACCCAGGCCUGUGGCAACAGACCAGUUUCCCAAACCCUUGGGCCUGCCCCGGGCUCCUAUAGUUCCAGAUCAAACUGCAAAAAGUCGUCUAGCAGCUGGAACCAAUGGUCACUUCAUGAAACCAUCUCCUAGGACAGAUGUGUUUCAAAGACAGCGGAUCCCUGACACAUAUGCACGACCCUCGUUGACGCCUGCACCCCUUGAUAGUGGUCCUGGACCUUUUAAGGCUCCCAUGCAGCUGCCUCCGCCUUCCCAGGACCCUUACGGGCCAGUGCCACAUCCACCAAGGCGGCUGUCCGCCGACCCUUAUGAAAGGCCUGCCUUGACACCACGACCUGUAGAUAACUUUUCUCAUAACCAGUCGAGUGACCCAUAUAGCCAGCCUCCCCUCACCCCACGUCCUGCAAUGAACGAGUCUUUCGCCCACCCCUCAAGGGCUUUUCCCCAGCCUGGAACCAUAUCAAGGCCAACAUCUCAGGAUCCAUAUUUCCAGCCCUCAGGACCAUCUCCCUCCAAUCCAGACCCUUAUUCCCAGCCUCCUGGAACUCCUCGGCCCUCAACAAUUGAUCCAUAUAGUCAGCAGCCGCCAACCCCAAGGCCACCUACACAAGCAGACUUGUUUGUUACAUCUGCAACUACUCAGAGGCACUCUGACCCAUAUGCUCAUGCUCCUGGAACACCAAGACCUGGCGUCUCUGUUUUUUACUCUCAGCCACCAGCAGCACCAAGGCCAAGGGUUUCAGAGGGUUUUGCUCGGUCCUCAGUGACAAGACCUGUCCUCAUGUCAAGUCAGGAUGUGUUCCUGCAGGCAGCACAGAAUCGAGGCACAGCCUUACCUGGCCCUGUGGUGAGGACACCUGAAGCCUGUUCCCAAGCACCGGGGCCGCCCGGACCUGGCCUCGCAGACACAUUCAGCCGUGUCUCCCCAUCUGCGGCUCGGGACCCCUACGACCAGCCCCCAAUGACUCCAAGGCCUCAGGCUGAUGCUUUUGGAGCAAGUCAAAUGGCUCCUGAUGCUGCUGAUCAGCCCCGGCCUGGUUCUGAGGGGAACUUCAGUGCUCCUGCAAACACCCCCAUGAAUUCUCAAGGCCAGCAGUUCCCCAGUGUCUCCCAACUUCCUGGUCCGGUACCAACCUCGGGAGUCACUGACACACACAACACCAUCAAUAUGUCCCAAGCAGAUACAGAGAAAUUGAGACAGCGGCAGAAGUUACGUGAAAUAAUUCUGCAGCAGCAACAGCAGAAGAAGAUGGCAGGUCGACAGGAGAAAUGUUCCCAGGAUGCAGCCUCUGUGCCUCAUCCCAGUCCCCUGCAGCACUGGCAGCCUGAGAGUGUCAGCCAGGCUUUCUCCAGGCCUCCACCCCCCUAUCCUGGGAGCAUCAGGCCGCCUGCUGUUCCUCCGCUGGGACCUAGAUAUGCUGUCUUCCCAAAGGACCCGCGUGGACCCUAUCCUCCUGAAGUUACUGGUAUGGGAAUGAGACCUCAUGGAUUUAGAUUUGGGUUUCCAGGAGGUAAUCAUGGUACCCUGUCAAGUCAGGAACGCUUCCUUGUGCCUCCUCAGCAAAUACAAGGAUCUGGAAUUCCUCCACAGCCGAGAAGACCAAUGUCUGUAGAUAUGCCCAGGCCUUUAAAUAACUCACCAAUGAGUAAUCCAGUUGGUCUGCCUCAGCAUUUCCCACCACCGGGUCUGCCCGUCCCGCAGCAUCACAUACUUGGCCAAGCAUUCAUCGAGCUGCGGCACAGGGCCCCGGAUGGACGGCCACGGCUGCCCUUCAGUGCUCCUGGCAACAUUCUAGAGGCACCUUCUCAUCCACGACCUGGGAACUUUAUUCCCCGGCCGGACGUUCCAGGCCCUAGACACACCGAACCCAUGAAGCGACUUUCCGAAGGUCUACCUAAUCAGCUGUCUGUGCAUCCAAGUAUGGAACAGGUGCCACCCUCUCAGCCAGAGCAAGGUCAUCCUGUCCACUCAUCUUCUAUGGUCAUGAGGUCCCUGAGUCAUCCCUUCAGUGGGGAGUUUUCAGAGGCCUCUUUGUCAACAUCUACAUCAGUUGAAACAACGUCUGAUAAUUUACAGGUAACUUCCCAGUCUUCUGAUGGUCUUGAAGAAAAACUUGAUUCUGAUGACCCAUCUGUAAAAGAGCUAGAUGUUAAAGAUCUUGAGGGGGUUGAGGUCAAAGACUUGGAUGAUGAAGAUCUUGAAAAUUUAAAUCUAGAUACAGAAGAUGGAAAGGGAGAUGAAUUGGAUACUUUAGGUAAUUUGGAAACUAAUGAUCCCAACCUGGAUGACCUUUUAAGGUCAGGAGAAUUUGAUAUCAUUGCGUAUACAGAUCCAGAACUUGACCUAGGAGAUAAGAAAAGCAUGUUUAACGCAGAACUAGACCUUAAUGUCCCAAUUGAUGAUAAGUUAGAUAAUCAGUGUGUAUCUGUUGAACCAAAAAAAAAGGAGCAAGAAGAUAAAAGUGUGGUUCCUUCUGAUAAACAUUCCCCAUGGAAAAAAUCCACUGUCACCAGUGAGAUAAAAACAGAAGUACUGUCUCCAAAUUCUAAAGGGGAAACCAAAUGUGAAAGUGAGAAAACCGAUGAGGGUAAAGAUCACGCUGACACUCCCUGCUCCCAGGCUGCUGCUCACACAGACUUGCAGGGUGGAGACGAGGCCCCUCCACAGUCCUGUGACGCAGACCUACCUGACAAAAGAGCUCUUCGCGAAACCGCUGGCUCCAGCACAGGUGCUGCUCAUGGACCCACUCAGCUGCCUGCUGAAGACACAGCCAAUUCUUGUGGCGUAACUGGGUCGACUCCAGUUCUUACCAGUUUACUUGCUAAUGAAAAGUCGGAAACUCCAGACAUGGAGCCGUUGGGGUCUCCACCACCAACGUUGCCAGUCUCAACAUCCAGCCACAUGCCAAGUUUGCCUCCUCCGCUGAUGACACCGCCUGGUCAUGUUCUGGAUACUACCAUGAACUCCAACAUGGCAGUAGUCUCUAGGGUAAACCACGCUUUUCCUCAGAGUGUGCAGGUCAACCCAGGAUUCCUUCAGGGUCAGCCAGCAGUUAAUCAUGGUUUUGGGACAGGAAAACCUACGGAUCAAACUGUGCCCCUAUCCAGUCAGUCUGGACCCCCGCCACUGGUGGUCCCUCCGACACUCACCCCGCAGAGCAGAGAGAGACCCCUCCUCCUGGACGAACAGCCUCUGCUGCUGCAGGACCUUCUGGACCAAGAGAGGCAGGAGCAGCAGCAGCAGAGACAGAUGCAGGCCAUGAUCCGGCAGCGGUCGGAACCCUUCUUCCCCAACAUCGAUUUUGAUGCAAUUACAGAUCCUAUAAUGAAAGCCAAAAUGGUGGCCCUUAAAGGCAUCAAUAAAGUAAUGGCACAAAACAAUAUGGGCAUGCCACCAAUGGUCAUGAACAGGUUCCCCUUUAUGGGCCAGUCGGUGACUGGAGCGCCAACAGGUGACGGCCAGACUCUCCUGCCACAGGCCAUUCCUCAGGAUGGCAGUAUAACACAUCAGCUUUCUAGGCCUAAUCCUCCAAAUUUUGGUCCAGGCUUUGUCAAUGACUCCCAACGUAAGCAAUACGAAGAGUGGCUUCAGGAGACCCAGCAGCUGCUUCAGAUGCAGCAGAAAUACCUCGAAGAACAAAUCGGCGCACACAGAAAAUCCAAGAAGGCCCUCUCGGCCAAGCAGCGCACCGCCAAGAAGGCCGGGCGUGAGUUCCCAGAAGAGGACGCGGAGCAACUCAAGCAUGUGACCGAGCAGCAGAGCAUGGUUCAGAAGCAGCUGGAGCAGAUCCGGAAGCAGCAGAAGGAGCACGCGGAGCUGAUGGAGGAUUACCGGAUCAAGCAGCAGCAGCAGCAGCAGCAGCAGCAGCACGCAAUGGCCCCACCUGCUGUCAUGCCCAGGGUGCCGCCCCCCAUUCCCGGAGCUGCCCCACCUGCCAUGGGCCCGCCCACCUUCCCCCUGGUGGCCCAGCCACUGCAGCACUCAGCUGUCAUUCCUGGCCACACCAGCCCCGCCCGGAUGCCUAGCUUACCCGGAUGGCAGCCUCCCAGUGCCCCUGCUCACCUCCCCCUCAACCCUCCCCGGGUCCAGCCUCCAGUUGCCCAAUUACCAAUGAAAACGUGUGCAUCAGCCCCAGGGACAGUGCCCAAUGCAAAUCCACAGAGCGGCCCGCCUCCACGGGUGGAGUUUGAUGACAACAACCCCUUUAGUGAAAGUUUUCAAGAACGGGAACGGAAGGAGCGUCUCCGAGAACAGCAGGAGAGGCAGCGAAUCCAGCUCAUGCAAGAGGUGGACCGCCAGAGAGCCCUGCAGCAGAGGAUGGAGCUGGAGCAGCACGGUCUGAUGGGUCCGGAGCUGAGCACAAGGACAGCCGUGCCCCAGGCCCCAUUCUACGGCCCUGACCUGCCUUGUGACUUCCUGCAGCCUCCACGGCCCCUUCCGCAGUCUCCUCAACAGCAGCAGCAGGUGGGCCAGGUGUUGCAGCAGCAGAGCAUGCCACAAGGGUCUGUGAAUUCACCCCCCACCCCAACUUUCAUGCAGACCAACGAGCGAAGACAGAUAGGACCCCCCUCGUUGGUCCCUGACUCGAUGUCAGUUCCUGGUGGGAGCCCAACCUUACACCCUGGUAAGCAGGCGCACAGCAGUCUUCCCGGGGCUGGCUUCCAGCAGUCCCCCGUGAGGGCUCCUUUCACACCUGCCUUGCCCACAGCAUCGCCAGGAGCCAACAGCAGUCUCCCCUGUGGCCAAGACCCUGCCUUAACCCAUGGACAAGGUUACCCCGGAUCGGCCCAGUCUCUCAUUCAACUGUAUUCUGAUAUCAUCCCAGAGGAAAAGGGGAAGAAGAAAAGAACAAGAAAAAAGAAGAAAGAUGAUGACGUGGAGUCCACCAAGGCACCGUCCACUCCACACUCAGAUAUCACUGCUCCCCCAACCCCGAGUGUCUCUGAAACUACCUCCACACCCACAGUCCACACGCCCAGCGAGCUGCCUCUGCAAGGAGAGCCCGAGCCGGGGGAAGCAGCUGGCUCGUUGGUUGCAAGCGCGGCCGCAGGCCAGCAGUGUACAGACCUGGAAAACAGUCUGCCCCCCGAGGAGUUCUCACAAGGAACCCCCCAUCAGCAGACGUCCGCCACUGCAGGGGUGGACACGCGGCCCGCGAGCACUCCUGCCACGGCUGACGAGGUCAAACCGGAGAUGGCCGAGCCCCAGCAGUGCCCAGGCCCCGAGGGGCCUCCCUCAGAGGGACAGGCUGGGAGUCAGGCUGGAGACACAGCUGUGGUCUGUCCCAUCUCCUCAGGGCAGAGCCCUCCCCCUGCUGCCAAAGGAGAUGUGGGCAAUGAGCUUCUGAAGCACCUGCUGAAAAACAAGAAGGCCGCUGCCCUCGUGACCCAGAAACCUGAAGGCACUUGUUGCCCACAAGACGACAGCACGAAGGACAGCAAGCCGGUGGAGCGGCAGAACCCAGCCAAAGGACCGCAAACUCUGGGAGCUCACACGCAAGGUGGUUUUGGAUGUGGUAACAACCAGCUGCCAAAAGUAGAUGGAGGAAAUGAAACCAAGAAACCACGAGGCAAACGGACCCAGAGGACAGGGGAGAAGGCAGCUCCUCGCUCAAAGAAAAGGAGAAAGGACGAGGAAGAGAAGCAGGCUGUGUGUUCUAGCAGCGACGCCUUUACCCACCUGAAGCAGCAGCUCUCUCUGCUCCCUCUAAUGGAACCAAUCAUUGGAGUGAACUUUGCGCACUUUCUUCCUUAUGGCAGUGGCCAAUUUAAUAGUGGGAAUCGACUUCUAGGAACUUUUGGCAGUGCUACCCUUGACGGGGUUUCGGAUUACUAUUCUCAGUUGAUCUACAAGCAGAAUAAUUUAAGUAAUCCUCCAACACCCCCUGCCUCUCUUCCUCCUACACCACCUCCUGUGGCCUGUCAGAAGAUGGCAAAUGGCUUUGCGACAACUGAAGAGCUUGCUGGAAAAGCCGGAGUGUUAGUGAGCCACGAAGUUACCAAAAGCCUCGGACCUAAACCAUUCCAUCUGCCGUUCCGACCGCAGGACGACUUGCUGGCCAGAGCCAUUGCUCAAGGCCCAAAGACCGUCGAUGUGCCAGCGUCACUGCCCACACCACCUCACAACAACCAGGAGGACUUAAGGAUGCAGGACCACAGUGCUGACCGGGACAGUCCUGACAGCUUUGUCCCCUCAUCCUCUCCGGAGAGUGUGGUGGGGAUGGAAGUAAGCAGAUACCCUGAUCUGUCCUUGAUCAAAGAGGAGCCCCCGGAGCCCGUGCCGUCCCCCAUCAUUCCGAUUCUUCCCAGCAGCGCCGGGAAAGGUUCUGAAUCUAGACGGAAUGACAUUAAAACUGAGCCCGGCACUUUCUUGUUCUCACCACCUUUUGGUUCUUCACCGAACGGCCCCAGGUCGGGUCUGAUAUCUGUGGCCAUCACUCUGCAUCCAGCAGCUGCUGAGAACAUCAGCAGCGUUGUGGCUGCGUUUUCCAACCUUCUUCACGUCCGAAUUCCUAACAGCUAUGAGGUUAGUAAUGCUCCAGACGGUCCAUCCGUGGGUUUGAUCAAUAGCCACAGAGUAAACCCAGGUUUGGAGUAUCGACAGCAUUUAUUUCUUCGUGGACCUCCACCAGGAUCUGCGAACCCUCCCAGAUUAGCAAGCUCUUACCGGCUGAAGCCGCCCCAUGUACCAUUUCCACCAACAAGCAAUGGUCUUUCUGGAUACAAGGAUGCUGGUCAUGGAAUCUCGGAGAGCGAGGCACUUAGAACACGGUGGUGUUGUCACUGCAAAGUGGUGGUUCUUGGAGGCGGGGUGCGGAAGUCUCUCAGAGACCUGGCCUUUGUAAGCAAGGAUUCCUGCGAGAGCUCCAGUAGAGUGGAGAAGGACAUUGUCUUUUGUAGUAAUAACUGCUUCAUUCUUUACUCAUCGACUGUACAAGCAAAAAUCUCAGAAAGCAAGGACUCCGUUCCUUCGUUGCCUCCGUCACCAAUAAAAGAGACGCCUUCCCGGGUGUUCCAUCAGUACAGCAACAACAUCUCCACGCUGGACGUGCACUGCCUCCCGCAGCUCCAGGAAGACGCUUCUCCUCCAGCCUCUCCCCCCAUCAAUUUCCCUCCAGCUUUUGAAGCAGCCAAAGUCGAGGCAAAGCCAGAUGAGCUUAAGGUCACGGUCAAGUUAAAGCCUCGGCUGAGAACUGCCCCUGGUGGGUUUGAAGACUGCAGGCCAGUGAGUAAGAAGUGGAGAGGAAUGAAGUGGAAGAAGUGGAGCAUUCACAUCGUCAUCCCCAAAGGCACGUUCCCGCCGCCUUGUGAGAACGAGAUCGACGAGUUCCUGAAGAAGCUGGGCACUUCCCUGAAGCCCGACCCCGUGCCCAGGGACUACCGCAAGUGCUGCUUCUGUCACGAGGAAGGCGAUGGCCUGACGGACGGGCCGGCAAGGCUGCUCAACCUCGACUUGGAUCUGUGGGUCCACUUGAACUGUGCUCUGUGGUCCACGGAGGUCUAUGAGACCCAGGCGGGUGCCUUAAUCAAUGUGGAACUAGCCCUGAGGAGAGGCCUGCACAUGAAAUGUGUCUUCUGUCAUAAAAUGGGUGCCACCAGUGGGUGCCACCGAUUGCGGUGCACCAACAUCUAUCACUUCACCUGCGCCAUGAAAGCACAGUGCAUGUUCUUUAAGGAUAAAACUAUGCUUUGUCCCAUGCACAAACCAAAGGGAAUUCAUGAGCAGGAAUUAAGCUACUUUGCGGUGUUCCGGAGGGUUUAUGUGCAACGGGAUGAGGUGCGACAGAUUGCCAGCAUCGUGCAGCGAGGUGAACGCGACCACACCUUCCGUGUGGGGAGCCUCAUCUUCCACACGAUCGGCCAGCUGCUCCCGCAGCAGAUGCAGGCGUUCCACUCCCCCAAAGCGCUCUUCCCUGUUGGCUACGAAGCCAGUCGGCUGUACUGGAGCACACGCUACGCCAACAAGCGCUGCCGCUACCUGUGCUCCAUCGAGGAGAAAGAUGGGCGCCCCGUGUUUGUCAUCAGGAUUGUGGAGCAGGGCCACGAAGAUCUCGUCCUAAGUGACACCUCACCCAAAGGUGUUUGGGAUAAAAUUUUGGAGCCCGUGGCUUGUGUGAGAAAACAGUCUGAAAUGCUCCAACUUUUCCCAGCGUAUUUGAAAGGAGAGGAUCUGUUUGGCCUGACUGUGUCUGCGGUGGCUCGGAUUGCGGAAUCACUCCCUGGGGUUGAAGCAUGUGAAAACUACACCUUUCGAUAUGGCCGAAAUCCUCUCAUGGAACUUCCUCUUGCCGUUAACCCCACAGGUUGUGCCCGUUCUGAGCCUAAAAUGAGUGCCCAUGUCAAGAGGUUUGUGUUAAGGCCUCACACCUUGAACAGCACCAGCACCUCCAAGUCCUUCCAGAGCACAGUCACCGGGGAGCUGAACGCCCCUUACAGCAAGCAGUUCGUUCAUUCCAAGUCGUCGCAGUACCGGAGGAUGAAGACCGAGUGGAAGUCCAGCGUGUAUCUAGCCCGGUCCCGGAUUCAGGGGCUGGGCCUGUAUGCUGCUAGAGACAUCGAGAAGCACACCAUGGUCAUUGAAUACAUUGGGACCAUCAUUCGAAAUGAAGUAGCAAACAGAAAAGAGAAGCUUUAUGAGUCUCAGAACCGCGGCGUGUACAUGUUCCGCAUGGAUAACGACCACGUGAUUGAUGCAACGCUCACGGGAGGGCCUGCGAGAUACAUCAACCAUUCAUGUGCACCUAACUGUGUGGCUGAGGUGGUGACUUUUGAGAGAGGACACAAAAUCAUCAUCAGCUCCAACCGGAGAAUCCAGAAAGGAGAAGAGCUGUGCUAUGACUAUAAGUUUGACUUCGAAGACGACCAGCACAAGAUCCCCUGUCACUGUGGAGCUGUGAACUGCCGGAAGUGGAUGAACUGAAUGCAUUCCUUGCGCUUGUCCCUAGGAAGAAGCGAUUCAACACACCGUUUGGAUUUGGCACCAGAGAGAUAUUUUUAUUUUCUGUUUAUGACUGAAAUCUAGCUUCUGGGAGUCUGAUUUCCUCAGCCCUUCCCAGGGAAGGCGGACUGGGCAACGCUCCUCCAGUGGCUGAGGUUACAGAAUUACAGAUGGUCCAGCACUUUUUUCUUUUUCUUUCCUUCUUUUUUCUUCUUGUGGGUGGGUGUUGUUUGUUUUGUUGUUUUAGUCUCACUAAGGAGAAACUUUUACUGGGGCACAGAGCCGAUGGCUGCCCUGCCCCAGGGCAAGGGCCUUCCUAUGAAUGUAAGACUGAAAUCACCAGCGAAGGGACACGUCCAAAGUGCUGGCCACGGCCUUAUUGAAAAAGGGGCAGGCCCUCUAAUUUAAAGUUUUUUAAAUAAA